AAGAGUAAAGUUGUCAUUUAGAGUAUUCCAUGUUUAUUAUUGUAAUUUUCACCAAAGAACCUCAUUUUACCGAGUGUUACGUAUUCGAAAUUCUGCUGGCUUUAUGUCAUUCCUGUCUCUAGAAUUUGUUCCAGGUUCAAUAAUCAGUGGAAAUGCGAAACAGAACAUCAUUUCGCCACCAUCUCCGUACAUAUUCCAUUCAUUCACCAGCUUCAGCUGAAAGUUCGGUGGUUGGCAAAAUUGACUCUCUGGACGUGAGCUCGUGCGACCCAGAACCGUGUCAGCUGAAACACAACACCAAUACAACAGUGACCAUCAAGUUGACUACCAAUGAGCAAGUGACAGCAGGGAAAACGGUUGUCUAUGGAAUUAUUGAUGGAUUACCCGUUCCGUUUCCCAUACACCCAAACGAUGCCUGCAAGAACAUGCCUUGUCCAGUGUCGACGGGAGCCACAGUUACCUAUCAGAAUAAAAUAUUUAUUUUACCAUCAUACCCAAAGAUUAAACUUGUGGUGAAGUGGGAAAUCCAGGACCAAAAUGGAAAAGAUAUCAUCUGCUUUGCUAUUCCAGCUAUAAUUGUUGACUGAAAUAUUUAAAAAUUAAAAUAUAUACCAUUUUAGAUGUAUAAAUACAUGCACACACAAA
Molecule: messenger RNA, 645 nt
Organism: Gigantopelta aegis
Lineage: Eukaryota; Metazoa; Mollusca; Gastropoda; Neomphalida; Peltospiridae
Product: NPC intracellular cholesterol transporter 2-like
Exons: 4
Coding region: 153-587 (144 amino acids)
Biological process (GO): intracellular cholesterol transport
Molecular function (GO): sterol binding
Source: RefSeq, a predicted model, not a curated record